Molecule: messenger RNA, 1155 nt
Organism: Puccinia triticina
Lineage: Eukaryota; Fungi; Basidiomycota; Pucciniomycetes; Pucciniales; Pucciniaceae
Exons: 5
Coding region: 1-1155 (384 amino acids)
Biological process (GO): dGTP catabolic process
Cellular component (GO): nucleus
Molecular function (GO): dGTPase activity
Source: RefSeq, a predicted model, not a curated record
AUGGCCUCCGUCUCUGCAGCCUGCCAGAAGAGCCCUGGGGCCGCCCCAAGCUCGCCCAAACACGCGCUCAGCACCGACACCCCUCCAGCCGACAGCGGGCCGGCGAGGAUGACGGCGGAUAGUUCGGCAGCGAAGGGGCCGCUGUUGUACGAGGUGGACGACCCGAUCUACGGGAAGGUGCUCGUCGACAGUCCGUGUGCGGUCGAGAUCAUCCACCUGGCCGAGUUCCAGCGACUGAAAGACGUCCUCCAGCACGGGAUCACCGCCCUGAUCGGCUUGCUCCCCUCGCCCCCCGUCAACCGGUUCGACCACAGCGUCGGCGCCAUGGUCUUGGUCAAGCAUGUCGGCGGCUCCGAGGAGGCCCAGUUGGCUGCUCUCUUGCACGACGUCAGCCAUACAGCACUCAGUCAUGUGACGGAUUCAGUGUUCGGAUAUGUCGUUCAUGAGGUUGAAAAAGACGUUUUCCUGGACAAGACCCAAAUCCCGAACGUCUUGAGGAAGCACGGGUUCGAUCCAAAGAGAGUCUUCAAGGAGGAGCUAUUCCCGUUGCUGGAGCUGCCGAGCCCGGCGAUCUGUGCGGACCGACUAGACUAUGCGCUGCGGGAUUCGGUGUCGUUUGGGUAUCUAGACUUGAAGGAUGCGCAGGAGAUCUACCGGUCGACGAUCGCGGUGGAGGGGAGGAUGGUGGUGAGGGGGGUGGGGGCGGCGAGGCUGCUCGCCGAGGCGUAUCUGACGAGCGACCAGAGGGUGUGGGCGGAUGGGGCGCAGUCGUACCUGUACCAGCGGGCGGCGGAGGCGAUCAAGCUCUCGCUGGGGGAAGGGACGAUCAGCAAGGAGGCCCUGUGGACGCACGGCGACCGGGCCUUCUGGCAGCUGCUGGUCGACCGGGCGAGCGGGCCGGUGCGGCGGAUCGUCGAGCAGGUCAACCCGCGCUGCGUGCUGGUCGAGACCGCUGGUCCGGCGCCGGAGGAGGAGGAGGGGGAGGAGGCCCGCUGCACGCUUGCCAUCCGGGUGCGCACGAUCGACCCCCCCGUGGCCACGCCCGCCGGCGUCCGGCCGCUCAGCACGCUCGACCCGGACUUCGGCCGCCGCCGGGCCGACUACAUCCGCUCCCGCCAAGCGCCGAUCUCGUUCAUCGUCAAGUACUCGCCCUAG